This is a messenger RNA of Prunus armeniaca (apricot), 540 nucleotides long. The record is from the annotation of a GenBank genome assembly. NCBI's taxonomy places the organism in Eukaryota, Viridiplantae, Streptophyta, Magnoliopsida, Rosales, Rosaceae.
AUGAGUUACACUAAAGGGGCGGGGAGAUGGAGGGGAAUGAAAUGGAAGAAGGCCAAUGCAUUAUGCAUCCAAGGGAGAAUUAUGCCCCAAUCCCGAAAAUGGAUUUCUCCAACCCUUAAAUUAGAUCUGCAAACGAAUUUUGCACUCAAUGAUAUUGAACUUAGGCACAUGUGGUAUGCUCUAGAUUUAGCUGUUCUUGCGGUUGGAGUGAUGGAAAGGACUAUGACUGGUGAAAGAAAAAGUUUUCAUCAAGUUGCAUUUGAUCAUUUGAAAGAUCUACAGAACCAUUUGGGGGCUGUCAAUGACAUCCCUCGCAAGAUCAUGAUGGCGAAUGUCAUAAGUUCGCUUUUACAUAUGGAUGAUCUUUCUCUCAAUUUGGCUCGUUGUGCCUCACCAUGGAGCUAUUCUGAAUCACAUUACACAUGUGCUUCAGAGCAAACUGAUCUAACACGUGAAGAGGGAAACAAAUUAGUUGUAUCUUUCACGGGGAAACUACUAGAUAUAUUACAUCACUAUCUUCCUUCAACUAUAAGUUUAUAA